Molecule: messenger RNA, 1715 nt
Organism: Notolabrus celidotus (New Zealand spotty)
Lineage: Eukaryota; Metazoa; Chordata; Actinopteri; Labriformes; Labridae
Exons: 2
Coding region: 94-1497 (467 amino acids)
Source: RefSeq, a predicted model, not a curated record
CCUCUAUCUUUGUUUCUCAUGAUUGGCUCAACCAAUUGUCUGACAUCAAACAGGAAGAGGUGGAGCUCCUAAGCCAGGGAGCCACACGAGACCAUGGCAGACACGAGCCUGGGUGUUUCUGCUACCUUAAAGACAAUCCUCCAAAGUGCUGCAGCAGGUUUUGCUUUCGGAGAAGCUGCACUAUGUGCAGUGAAGCCUAUACUGACCAAAGAUGACGCCCUGCUGACUGUUUCAACUCUGGCAGCAGAACGAGCCGGGUCCACAGGUGUCGGCGUUGUGACCUCAUGCCUUGUUUUCACCUCUGUGCUUGUUUCUCUGGGCAGCGGUUUCCUCCUCGCUGCCUUGCUGAUGAAGCUGUGGAAUAAAGUAGGAGUGACUUUGCCGUGGUUCCUAGAGGUCACAACAGGAGCAUCAGUUGUGGUGGGUGCUGUUGGAGCUGGAGUUCUAGCGGGCCUCCUUCCAACAUGGAUCUACAUCGCAGCCCAAGGCAUUCUGGUCCUUGUAGUGUACUCGUACUCCAACAUUAACGACAUGACCUCAGCUCUACUUAUCAUCUUCACCACCCUCUAUCUCAGCAUUGUGUACGGGAGAAUGGGUGUCGUAGCUGGACUCUUUAGCAUUGGAUUUACUAUCUUCCUACUUAUUGGUCUUCGAAAAGUUCUGACAGAAUCUACCAAGCAAAGGCCUCAAUCCGAGAGGGGGUGCAAAUUACUUGAGAGAAUUGUCUUCUACGCUGUGUUUGUGGGGGCAUUGGGAUUUUUUGUAGGUUUGAGUGCUGGUGUUGCAGGAGCAGGACUUGUGGGUGAGGUUACUGUGAUGCUGCAGUCAAUCCUCUGGGUGGCGUUUCUGUCUGCUGGGCUGCUGGGAGCUGGUCUUGGAACUGUGGCGAUGGUGGGACUCAAGCAAGAAGUGGCUGGAAAGUUUGCCUUAGGAGCUGCUGUAAUAUCAUCUGUUGCCCUAAGAGCCAUUAUGCUAGCUUCUCUAGGGCCCCGAAGCAGCACAGGGGGAAUGUUGGGAGUCGCUACAGCUGCAGGGGUUUCACUCGGAGCUGCAAGCAUUGCUGCAAAUCAAGCUUUUGUAACGAGAAAUUCAACUUUGGCAGUGUUAGGUUCUGUUGCUGGCGGUGCAAUUCUUGCAGUUCAAGGUUUAGUAUUGAAGUCUUCAACACUGACCACAUCUGAACUUAUAACAGUAGCUCUUGUUGCAGUUGGGGCCUUUAUCCUGGGUGCACCAAAGAGUCCAUUCAACACUCAGGUAAAUUUAAAAAGGGGCCUCCUCACGGGGCCGGAGCUGCUUACAGGGAUUGGCAUGGAGACGGUCACUGCGGCAGCAGCACCUAUCGGAGCCGGUGCACUCGGGACUGCAGUGCUGGGUACUGCUGCUCUGGGGACACUGGGAACUGUGGGAGUUGUGAUGGCUAUACUUCUGGCUUUAGGAAGUACACUCAGUGGUAUGAUGGGAAAAUCACCGGCAAAGGAAGAUACACAUACAGACUGAUGUUGCACUUGCAUGUGUUUGUAUGUGAGGAGAUGGGUUUUUUUAACUACUGAAUACACUGACAGGGAAUGUGAUUUUUUUUUUAAGUUUGACCUCUUAAUUAAUCAAUGUCCUGAUUUCACAUGGAAAAAAAGUUGCCUGUCAUCCAAACUUGACAAUUAUGAAAGUAUCUUUAUGACAACCUGUGUUGAAUAAAAUAAAUUACAAAUGUUAACUGA